AUGGAAACAGAGGCAGCACAAUUUUUCAUGACAGCGCUGCGACUGGCCGGUCGCAUGGACACACGGCUGAACUACAACACGGUCACGAAAUCAGAACGGUUAAAACUCACACGGACGUUCGAGUUGGACGACGAAGAUUUCUCUGUUGAAUCGAUUGAUGCCAGUCCAUUCUUCCCGCUGUUUGUGGUUUCGUACACCUCCGUGAGCAACUUUCAUCGCUCCAAGAUCGUGGUGUGGUCCUUAAACAACAAAUUGCCAGAGAAGGUGCUGAACACCUCGACAAGAAUUAAAGUGGUGCAAUUUUCAAAAACCAAAUCGAAUAUCAUCUAUGGAUGCGGCAUGAAUGGGAAAUUGGUGACGUGGGACCUAAAUUCGCAUUCUUCGUUUACACUGGGAGAGUCCAUGAAGUUUAGAAAUUGCCAUAGUUUCCCAAUUGUGGGAAUGGUUCAAGACUCGGGAAAGAGCUAUACCUGUGGGAUUGAUGGUGUAGUCUGUUUUUGGUCGCUUUUCAUCGAUACUGGUGGACCAAUGGGAAACCCUAUUCAGCUGGUGGAUGAUACCAAAGGCGAGGAACUGAGUAUUAGUGCAUUAACGAACUACGAAGGAGACUCAAUAGUUGGGUGUGAGAACGGUGACGUUUAUAGGGUCAAGCUUGAGACCGGAAAACUCGAAAAGCUAACUUCGCAUAUCAAGGGUCUGGUUACCGGUCUGGAUGUUGACCCUGAGUCUGCCACGGUGAUCACAGCAGGUCUAGAUAAGACUAUCCACCAGAUUGAUCUCAUUUCGAAAUCAGCACAGACAAUUAACCAGAAAACGGUGGUGAUGGAUCUGAAGUUCCAGGCCAAGGGCAAACGACAGAACUUUGUGACGGUUGAUCUCGAUGGAAAUGUCAUGCUGUGGAAUCUAAAGGACUCACUGGAACCACUGGAGACGAUUAGGGUAGAACACGGAUUGAAUAAGGUUAUGUGGUUUUCUAACGAAAACAUCUUUCUGUGUGGAGGAGUUCGUGGGGAAGUUCAUCUGUUUGAACUGAGAGAUAUGUAA
This is a messenger RNA of Kuraishia capsulata CBS 1993, 1044 nucleotides long. RefSeq lists its product as uncharacterized. NCBI's taxonomy places the organism in Eukaryota, Fungi, Ascomycota, Pichiomycetes, Pichiales, Pichiaceae. Gene Ontology annotation, molecular function: dynein light chain binding; dynein heavy chain binding. Bases 1 to 1044 code for a protein of 347 amino acids. Gene Ontology annotation, cellular component: cytoplasmic dynein complex. Gene Ontology annotation, biological process: transport along microtubule. The record is from RefSeq and is a predicted model, not a curated record. The transcript has a single exon.